ACGCUAAUCUUCUAUCAGGAGUUUUACAGACAACCAGACUAAAUCCAAGAAAUGCCUGCAAAGAAAGUAUGCAUCGUUGGGUCGGGAAACUGGGGCUCUGCCAUAGCCAAAAUCAUUGGACACAAAGUUAAAGGAUCCAACCGCUUUGAUCCAAUCGUAAACAUGUGGGUUUAUGAAGAAAUGAUCGAUGGCAGAAAGUUGACAGAGAUCAUUAAUACGGAACACGAGAAUGUCAAAUAUCUACCAGGUCAUAAACUGCCCAAAAAUGUGGUUGCAGUUCCCGAGGUGACCGAGGCGGUGAAAGGAGCCAGUGUGCUGGUGUUUGUCAUCCCACACCAGUUCAUCGGGAAGCUCUGUGACCAGAUGAAACCACACAUCAAAGAGGGAACCAUCGGGAUCUCCCUCAUCAAAGGCAUCGACGAGGGUCCGGAGGGUCUGAAGCUGAUCUCUGACAUCAUCAGAGAGAAACUGGAGAUAGAAGUCAGUGUGUUGAUGGGGGCCAACAUCGCCAACGAGGUUGCAGACGAGAAGUUCUGUGAGACCACCAUUGGGGCGAAGAAUGAGCCAAACGGCCAGGUGUUUAAAGAACUGCUCCAGACACCGAACUUCAGGAUCACCGUGGUGCAGGAGAGUGACACGGUGGAGCUGUGUGGAGCUCUCAAGAACAUCGUUGCCGUGGGUGCAGGUUUCUGUGACGGUCUGGGCUUCGGGGACAACACCAAGGCUGCCGUCAUCCGUCUGGGUCUCAUGGAGAUGGUGUCCUUCUCCAAGCUCUUCUGCAAGGGCCAGGUCAGCUCCGUCACCUUCCUGGAGAGCUGCGGCGUGGCCGACCUCAUCACCACCUGCUACGGGGGACGCAACCGCAAGGUGGCAGAGGCCUUCGCCAAGUCCUCCAAGUCUAUUGAGGAGCUGGAGGUAGAGAUGCUCAACGGUCAGAAGCUACAAGGUCCACAAACCUCUGCUGAGGUGUACAAGAUUCUGAUGAAGAGAGACAUGGUGAAACAGUACCCGCUGUUUGCAGCUGUGUAUCAGAUCUGCUUUGAGGGCAGAGCGGUCCAGGAGUUCAUCACCUGCCUUCAGAACCACCCUCAGCACAUGUGAAGCUGCCCUCAGCCAGAGACCAGUCCUGCAGUAACGCAUCUCUACCACCAGGGGGGGGGGUUCUCUAAAACCCCAAGCAUCCGCACACUGUGCCUGUUAGAAAAACAUAUCGAAAUAUGUUUUAUGUUAAAUGUGUUUUUGACUAUCUCUAUUCACUAAAUGUUCUGUUGUUAGUUGGUAAUUGUACCUGAGUGCCAAUGGAAUUAUGAAACGCACACUAUUUGAAAUGUGGUUUUUGUUGUGUCUAAAUAAUGAAACAAAUUUGUUUUUUAAACAUCUUUUUUUGUACUGCAGAACUAGUAUUUACCUAAAUAAAAACAAUAUCUUUCCUU
Messenger RNA from Hypomesus transpacificus, 1433 nucleotides. RefSeq names its product glycerol-3-phosphate dehydrogenase [NAD(+)], cytoplasmic-like. Lineage: Eukaryota; Metazoa; Chordata; Actinopteri; Osmeriformes; Osmeridae. Gene Ontology annotation, cellular component: glycerol-3-phosphate dehydrogenase (FAD) complex; cytosol. Gene Ontology annotation, molecular function: glycerol-3-phosphate dehydrogenase [NAD(P)+] activity; NAD binding; protein homodimerization activity. The record is from RefSeq and is a predicted model, not a curated record. The transcript has 9 exons. Gene Ontology annotation, biological process: glycerol-3-phosphate catabolic process; carbohydrate metabolic process. Bases 52 to 1101 code for a protein of 349 amino acids.